Messenger RNA from Hypoxylon trugodes, 1739 nucleotides. RefSeq lists its product as uncharacterized. NCBI's taxonomy places the organism in Eukaryota, Fungi, Ascomycota, Sordariomycetes, Xylariales, Hypoxylaceae. The transcript is spliced from 3 exons. The record is from RefSeq and is a predicted model, not a curated record. The coding region runs from base 540 to 1358 and encodes 272 amino acids.
GUCACAACAAUUCUUUUUGGUCGUUCUUUUUUCUUCAACCCCUAGCCAAUUACGGGUAGCCAACCAGGGUAUUUUCAUUUGAAGAAAUCGCCUGAACCAACAAUUCUCGUGUUUGUUGGUCCGGAUUAACUUGCACCGCCGAAUUGACAACCGAGGCGCCUGCAUGAUGGAUCAGCCAAGGGAAAAACUUGGAAAAAUGUCACUGUCACACCUAACGUUACGUAUGUAGGUAGUCAGACCAUGUAUUAGCUGUUACCGUAUUUUCAUCCAGGAAAUAAAAACCCUAUGAAUAGAAUUUCCUUUGUUCCCGUUUCAAUGCCCUUUUUAAUGUUUCAGGAGAGAUAGUGACAUCAGUCACUUGUCCAACUGUCUUUCGUUGUCAGCCCAGCAAUUCAAGACUAGCGCCCAACUCAUUAAACGUUUCAAAUAUCAAGCGGGCCACAACUGCCAACUUACAUUUUCAAUUCUACUUUCCGUUAUUCCACCAAUUUAAACUGUUGGCUACUCUUAAACCAAUCUAUUACUAUUUUUGAGACGAGAUGGCAUCCUUCAUAGUGAAAAAAAUCCUCAAAGAGACGGCGGGGAACCAAUUUGGAGCAGGUGAUCCAUACUUCGAACAAGUUCCCGCGACGCGACUCGAUGGCAAGCCGUCAAAGAAAACCAAGAAGGUCCGCAAGGCCUUGCCGCCCGGUAUCUCGGAGCACGAUGCUAUGAUCUUAACGAAGGUGAAGAGAAGGGCAUACCGAUUGGAUAUGAACUUUGGAAGUUUUAUGGGGCUUAAGAUUGGCUGGGGUAGCGUCAUUGGCCUCUUCCCUUUUGCUGGAGAUGCAGUGGAUGCGCUUCUCGCGAUGAUGGUCGUCCGAACCGCCAAACAAGUUGAAGGAGGACUUCCGUUCCACAUAUGGGCCUGGAUGUACGUCGUGGUGCUCAUCGACUUUGUCGCUGGAUUGGUGCCGUUUGUUGGGGACAUCGCCGAUGCGAUGAUCCUUGCCAAUACGCGCAAUGCUGUAACAUUGGAGGAAUACCUACGAAAGAAGGGUCAGAAGAAUCUUCGGAAUAGCCACCUACCGGUCCCCGAAGUCGAUCCUAGCGAUCCAAUUGAAUUUGAUCGAUUCAAUUCUGAGUCACCUGAGCACGCAUCAUCUCGAGCUACGCGCCGAGGAGACACCACCGGUCGAUCGCGAACGGACUACGCUCCCCAAGAGAGUGGCGUCGGACCUGAGAGACCCGUGCCAUCAACGCCUGCGGCAGCAAGGGUACGUGAUGAUCGACAAGGUGGUUCCGGUAGAGGUUUCUUCGGCUUCGGUGGUAGUAGGAGAUCUCGUCCGACAGAUGUCGAGAUGGGUGGACGGAACUAGGGACCCACUUAGGAUUCAGCACUGUGGCACAGUGGGGUCCUAUUACGAGAUGAAGCGCGUUAAGUGCUUUGGAGGGGCUACCUAUUUACGCGUCAUGCUGUCAUAGCUUUUUUUCGACUGGGUUGAAUGGAUCUGUGCAAUCUGGAUGGUGGUUCUGUUUGAUUUGGUUUUCUUAAUGAUCGGUUUUACGAGAUCCGAGACCCGAAAUUUUUGAUAAAAUUCCCGAGACAUACGGAGCAUAGCGUGCAGGUGUAAGGGGCAAGCAAAGAUUGGAUUGAUAUGAUACCAAGAUACAUAAUAUCAUAAUGAAAAGUAGCAAAUAGCAACGAGAUGAUGUGGCCGGUGCUCAAUUUUUACCAAUUGAAACUAUGGUUCAGAGUA